Messenger RNA from Glossina fuscipes, 1689 nucleotides. RefSeq names its product glycine-rich cell wall structural protein-like. The transcript has 2 exons. The record is from RefSeq and is a predicted model, not a curated record. Bases 16 to 1209 code for a protein of 397 amino acids. Lineage: Eukaryota; Metazoa; Arthropoda; Insecta; Diptera; Glossinidae.
AACUGUGCCGAGUAAAUGAAUAAAUUUUUGGUAACAUUGAUUGCGCUGACAGUGUUACAUGACGCUGUCAAUGGCGUGCCGUAUGGCUCGUACGGCAAGAAAAGUAGUGACGUUGGUGUAGGAUCAGGCGGCGGUGGAGGUAGUUUUGGUUUCGGUGGCAAAGGAGGUGGAGGAGGCGGCGGUUUUGGUAGUGGCUCCGGGGGUGGUGGUGGUGGCGGUUUUGGCUCUGAUGGUCACGGUGGUGGCGGUGGCGGUUUCGGCCCUGGUGGUUUUGGUUCUGGUAGCGGACGUGGGGGUGGCGGAGGUGGCGGCCUAGGCUCCGGAGGUGGCCAUGGCGGUGGUCUUGGAUCUGGCGGCUUUGGUUUCGGUGGCCAAGGAGGUGGUCUUGGGUCAGGUGGCGGUCACGGAGGCGGAUUGGGCUCUGGUGACGGCCGUGGCUCAGGAGGAAGUUUCGGUUCCGGCGGAGGCUUAGGUGAUGGGUUUGGUGGUGGCCGUGGUUCUGGAGGUGGUCGUGGAUCCGGUGGAGGUCAUGGUGGAGGUUUAGGCGAUGGCUUCGGUUCCGGCGGUGGCCGGGGCUCAGGGGGAAGUUUCGGCUCUGGGGGAGGAUUAGGUGACGGGUUUGGUGGCGGUCGCGGUUCUGGAGGUGGUCUUGGAUCCGGUGGAGGUCAUGGCGGAGGUCUAGGUGACGGACUCGGUUCUGGUGGCGGUCGUGGCUCUGGAGGCGGUCUAGGUUCCGGUGGCGGCCUUGGAUCAGGUGGUGGUCAUGGCGGAGGGCUAGGUGAUGGACAGGGUUCUGGUGGCGGCCGUGGCUCCGGAGGCGGUUUGGGUUCAGGUGGGGGUCUUGGAUCGGGUGGUGGUCAUGGCGGAGGUCUGGGUGAUGGAUUUGGCUCCGGUGGAGGCCGUGGUUCUGGAGGCGGUCUAGGCUCUGGUGGGAGCCUCGGAUCAGGUGGUGGUCACGGUGGAGCUAUAGGCGAUGGAGGUGGUCUGGGUUCUGGUGGUGGUCUGGGUUCUGGUGGUGGUCGUGGUUCAGGGGGAGGAUUUGGUAGUGGUGGCGGAGGAGGGGGAGGUUUCGGAAGCGGGGGUGGCUUUGGUAGCGGUGGAGGUGGCGGAUUCGGCAGCGGUGGAGGCUUUGGAGGAGGCGGUGGCGGUGGAGGUGGUGGUAGCGGUAGUAGUCACGGCGGUGGUGGAUACAAAAAGCACGGUUAUUGAACGUAAACUAAAUCAAUUGAUAUACCCAAAAUUUUUAAUAAAGCGUUUGUUAUUCUGUAAAGUUAAGAUCAGUAAUUAGUUUGAAAAUUGAAAGGGGUAAACAUUAUUAAAAAACCUCUACCACGCUUUUACUAUUAAAAAAAACUACCAAAGAACUGGAAGAGACUAACACGUUUUUCUAUGCAACUAAUUAUGUUAUGAGAGUACUUUAUCCCUUAAUGUAUUAUUAUUUGAUUUCCAUAGGAUUUUCAUUACGAAAAGGUCAUAAGUGUGCGACUAAGCAGGCAGCCUUUGAUUUAUACAUUUUUGUACUUAUGUAAACAAAUUAAUAUUGCUAUCUACAUCGAAAACUAGAAUACAAAACAAAAUAUUCAUGAUUUUCUUAUCAAUUGCGAAAAUAUUAGGAGGAAAAAAGCAAUUUGUUUACUUUAAAAGAUUAUGAAAUGUUAAAUAAAACAACAAAAUAACAAAUUUAAAAAA